CUCUUCUCGCGAGGCCUUUUAGGCCCGAAUGUCGUUAGCUGUGGAGAAAGAUGGCGGAAAAUUUAAAAGGUGAAGCUGUGGUGGUAGAGACGCAAGCUACUGGCCCGGCCGAGUAGAAUGGAGGGAAGGUGUCCAGGGUUCCGAGCCGGGCGUCCGGAGCCACGGAACCUGGAGCUAGAAGGCCGGCGCGGAAAACGUGGGGCCCGAGAGCGCGGGCCGGGCGCGCGGGCAGGGCGGGGCUGAGGGGAGGGGGCGCGUGCUUCGGCCGCGGGGGGCGCGGGGCUGCGCAGACUGCGCGCGGGGUUUCUCGGCCGCGCGCGGCUGGCCGGCGCGCCUACGCGCGUGAGAGAGUCCUGAAGAGAAGGUUGCGGCCACGCGCGGGAAAAGCGGCUCUCAGUGACCGUUACCCUUUCGGUUUCCACGGGAGACGCCGGAAGGGGAGGAAGAAGUGGAACGGACCCCCUUCUCAAAAUGGGGGAACCGGCGACUCUAGGUUGCAGUGUGUGCUGUAAAUCUUCCUGGAAUCAGCUGCAGGAUCUGUGCCGACUAGCCAAGCUUUCUUGUCCUGCCCUUGGUGUUUCUAAGAAGAAUCUGUAUGACUUUGAAGUUGAAUACCUGUGUGAUUAUAAGAAGAUCCGUGAGCAGGAGUAUUACCUGGUUAAAUGGCGUGGGUAUCCUGACUCAGAGAACACCUGGGAGCCACGGCAGAAUCUCAAAUGUGUGCGCAUUCUUAAGCAGUUCCACAAGGACUUAGAAAGAGAGCUUGUCCGGCGACACCGCCGGUCAAAGCCACCCAGGCAUCUGGACCCAAACUUAGCCAAUUACCUGGUGCAGAAGGCCAAGCAGAGGCGGGCACUGCAGCGUUGGGAACAAGAGCUCAAUGCCAAGCGCAGCCAUCUGGGGCGGAUCACUGUGGAGAAUGAGGUAGACCUGGAUGGCCCUCCAAGGUCCUUUGUCUAUAUCAAUGAGUAUCGAGUUGGUGAGGGCAUCACCCUCAACCAGGUAGCUGUUGGCUGUGAGUGCCAGGACUGUCUGUUGGCACCCACUGGAGGCUGUUGCCCUGGAGCAUCCCUGCACAAGUUUGCCUACAAUGACCAAGGCCAGGUGCGACUGAAAGCUGGGCAGCCCAUCUACGAGUGCAACUCUCGCUGUUGCUGUGGCUAUGACUGCCCAAACCGUGUAGUCCAGAAAGGCAUCCGCUACAACCUCUGCAUCUUCCGCACUGAUGAUGGCCGAGGCUGGGGUGUCCGCACGCUGGAAAAGAUCCGCAAAAAUAGCUUUGUUAUGGAGUAUGUGGGAGAGAUUAUUACCUCAGAGGAGGCAGAGCGGAGGGGCCAGAUCUACGACCGCCAGGGCGCCACCUACCUCUUUGACCUGGACUACGUGGAGGACGUAUAUACCGUGGAUGCCGCCUAUUAUGGCAACAUCUCUCACUUUGUCAACCAUAGUUGUGAUCCCAACCUGCAGGUGUACAACGUAUUCAUAGACAACCUUGAUGAGCGACUACCCCGCAUCGCAUUCUUUGCCACAAGAACCAUCUGGGCGGGCGAGGAGCUCACCUUUGAUUACAACAUGCAAGUGGACCCCGUGGACAUGGAGAGUACCCGAAUGGACUCCAACUUUGGCCUGGCAGGGCUCCCCGGCUCCCCCAAGAAACGGGUCCGUAUUGAAUGCAAAUGUGGGACAACAGCUUGCCGAAAAUACCUCUUCUAGCCCUGAGAAGUCUGAGGCCAGACUAACUGAAGGGGCCUGAAGCCACCUUCCUCUUCUCUACUGCUACCCUCUUGUCAAGAAUGACCAUCAAUCAGAGCCUUGUCUGCCUCCACUUGUCCUCACCUGCCCCAACCUGCUCCAGGGUCAGGGCUGUUGUGAGGACUAACUCCCGGUACCCUUUCCCUGUUCCUUUCCCCUAUCCAGGCCCAUCAGGCAUUGCACUUAAAACUCCCAGCCCCAUUUUCAGAAGCAUAUUUUUCACAUCAGGAUUCCCUAGAUUUGGAAUUCAUGUCAAUGGAGGUCCAAAGACUGAAAAGACUGAGCAACUCAGCCCCAAAGCAGAUUUUUUUCUCUGCAGCUCUAUGUAGUUAGUUCAGGCUGGCGUUGGACCUUUAAUCCUCCUGUCUCAGCUUUCCUCAUGAUGAAAUUAUAGGUGUAAACCCAGCUAAUUGUAUCUGCUAAUUUUCUAAUUGUAUCUGCUUCAGCUCUGAGCCCGAGUGACCUGUUGCAGGCCUCUUCACUGCUCUAUGAGGAAGCAACCCCUAGGCAGACAGACAUCAGAGCUGAGAUACCAGCCCAACAUCAAACUGGAUCAGCAACCACGGGGCCUUUGUACUCAUGAAAGAAAAGGCAAUCUCCAGAAAGGCUGAUUCUGCUCAUUGUGCUUUUAAUGCUGGCUAAUACUAACCUUAAGACGCAUAGGGUUGCAAAGAGAGUUGCAGGUCUGAAAAGUAGUUGCCCAAAUCCCAUCAGAAUGGGAAUGAAGUAAAUACCUCUUUGAAAGCCCCUCAGAAGGGUUAGAACUAAGUUUUACCAUCAGGAAGUAGAGUGCUGGGCUUACUGGAAACCCAGCCAUGGCAUUUGAUGGCCACUAGAAUUAGAAGCUGGAACCAAGAUCUAGGUAUUCUGUAGAAAGCACUUAAAAAGACAAUAACGUGCAUCGAUUAGAAGGUGAUGUGAUGCCAGGCACUUGGUAGAGCACCUGGUCCAUAUGGAUUGUCUCAGGGAAGCCUUGAAAACCACAGAGGUGGAGCCCAGGAAAAAGCCCAUGUGACAGAAGGCAAUGUCUAGGCCUAAAAUACUUGUCAGCUCCAAGUAUUCACCUGGGUCCACUUGUCUCAAAGUUAACUGCCUAGAGUUGUACAAAAGGCAAAGAUUCUGAUGGCUGCCUUGUCCCCUGCUUCCCCACCUCCAGGAAGCUUUUCCUGAGUUCCUAUACCCAGAGUACCCCUUUGUGAAACUCUGUACCCUGCUACCAGAUGCCAGGUCUGUGUGUGUAUUUUGUAUAUAUGUGUCCUGCCCACACUCCCCAGGCUGACCUUCAGGCAUGGACUGAAUCUGGUUUUCUGUGUACCCUCCUCAGCCCUCUCUAGCCUGGAGUGCACACCAAUAAACUUUGUUGUUGAAUUAAUAAGCUGGAGA
Messenger RNA from Rattus norvegicus (Norway rat), 3135 nucleotides. It is a transcript of the gene Suv39h1, whose product is annotated as SUV39H1 histone lysine methyltransferase. Bases 472 to 1713 code for a protein of 413 amino acids. Gene Ontology annotation, molecular function: histone H3K9 methyltransferase activity; histone methyltransferase activity; histone H3K9me2 methyltransferase activity. Gene Ontology annotation, cellular component: chromatin silencing complex; heterochromatin; chromosome, centromeric region. The record is from RefSeq and is marked validated. NCBI's taxonomy places the organism in Eukaryota, Metazoa, Chordata, Mammalia, Rodentia, Muridae. Gene Ontology annotation, biological process: pericentric heterochromatin formation; negative regulation of DNA-templated transcription; negative regulation of gene expression, epigenetic. The transcript is spliced from 6 exons.